AGUCCUGCAGGCUGCAGCCGAGCAAAGCCUGAUGUUUUAACUGUAUUUUACUGUUAUUGUUAGUCAGUUUUUUAGCAUUUGGAAACUAAAGUUAAAUUUUACUUUUAUAAAUACUAUUUUUCUACAGGUGGAUAUUUUAAAAUUAUAGAUAUAUAAGAACUAAAAACAAAAGGCGAACUUGUUGCCUGCUUUUUGUAUUUUUUACAUAAUAUGUACCGACGUUCAAACAUACAGUGUGUUUCUGGAAUUAAAGGCAAACCCGAAAUAUUAGUUACUUCUUCAAACAGCCCCACCGUGCAUUUAACGACGGGACAUGACUAAAACGGACGAAAGGUAUGGACACACAUGCAACACUGCAGAGAGCGUUCCCAUCUGCAGCUGCCAGCUAGCCAUGCCCUGCUAGGUGUUUUCUCCUCUGAACCUCGACCUUGGUCAUAAACUUCAGGACUUUCCAGGACUUUUAAGGCAGACUCCUCCAGAGGGGGAGCAAUAUGGGGGAAAGACGGGCACACUCCUUCCACAUGACAUGCCAUGUGCAGCGCGACUAUGGAAGCAGGCUGGGGAACUCCUUCAUACGUUGCAGCCCCAACGGAUACGCCAGCACGAGCCUCAGCCUCAGCCUGGACCAGGACAUGGAUGCUGAUCCUGUUGAAGCCUCCGACUGCACUACAGCUUCCUCCACUCUUCUGGCUUCUGCACCUGACGGGAGCCACUACUCUCCUGUUGCAUUGGAACUGGACCCCAUAGCGGUGAAUAAUGGAUCAGGUAUUCCCUGCUGUCCUCCGGCAAAGGACACAAAGGACCCUGUACAUGGGACCACAAGCAACCGACCCUCUAUCGUCACUAUAAAUCAACCUCUUCCUCUUGCGAGCUGGCUGCAUCGUCACCAAAAGGAUUUUCAGAACCCUUACGUCCAGACUAGCAUGCAGGGGGAUGUGUACAACUUCCUAGAGAGACCUGCUGGAUUGAAAUGCUUCCUCUACCACUUCCUUGUCUUCGUCAUGGUCCUGGUGUGUCUGAUCUUCAGUGUGCUUUCCACUAUAGAGCAAUAUGCAGACUUCGCCACAGGGACCCUCUUCUGGAUGGAAAUCGUGCUGGUGCUGUUCUUUGGCACGGAAUAUGUGGUGCGGCUGUGGUCGGCCGGCUGUCGGAGCAAAUAUGCUGGCAUCAAAGGACGCCUCCGCUUUAUCAGGAAGCCCAUAUCAAUCAUAGAUUUGAUUGUGGUCAUUGCCUCAAUAAUUGUGCUUGGUGUAGGGUCCAACGGCCAAGUGUUUGCUACGUCCGCCAUCAGGGGGAUCCGUUUCCUCCAAAUCCUUCGUAUGCUACAUGUGGAUCGGCAGGGAGGAACAUGGCGGCUCCUGGGAUCUGUAGUUUUUAUCCAUCGACAGGAGCUGAUCACCACCUUGUACAUCGGCUUCCUUGGCCUGAUUUUCUCCUCUUACUUUGUCUACUUGGCGGAGAAGGAUGCUGUGGAUGAAGAGGGCAAGACCGGCUUCUCCAGCUAUGCUGAUGCCUUGUGGUGGGGCGUGGUGACUGUCACCACCAUCGGCUACGGAGACAAAAUUCCCCAGACGUGGAUAGGAAAAGCCAUCGCCUCCUGCUUCAGUGUCUUUGCCAUCUCCUUCUUUGCUUUGCCUGCUGGUAUCCUGGGUUCAGGUUUUGCCCUGAAAGUCCAGCAGAAGCAGAGACAGAAGCAUUUCAACAGACAGAUCCCUGCUGCGGCCUGCCUCAUCCAGACACUUUGGAGGUGCUAUGCAGCAGAGAAACCAAAUGGCUGCGCUGCGACUUGGAAGAUGUAUGUUCUCACUCCAGAGGCCGUCACACAAGUGGAACCUGAAUCCAGCCCCUAUGUCAGGAAACUGAAUUUAUCGAAAAAAGGGACCAAGAGGAGGUUGAAGUCCAGAGGUAACGGCUCUAUCAUGGCCUCAGAGCAGACCGUAUCCAUCCCUCAGAUCACCUACGAUCACAUUGAAGACUCUGAGGAGAAGAAAGAUGUCCCGUUCUUUAUGGAACAACCUGGUGGGCAAGUUGAAGGAAUUGUCGGGAUGUUCAGACAAACAGGCCCUCCUCAGCAUUCUUGGUCAUCUUUCACACUAAGCUGCCCUGGAUCUCCAGUCAGGAAGAAUCUCGACAACAGCACCUCCAUCGACAUCUCCCGCGCCAACAGCAUAACAGACGAGCUGGACUUCAUGGCUGAGGACAUCCCCCUGCCUGAAGAGACCGCCAAACCUCAGUUGUCCCAUGCCCAGAGAUCAGCUGUUAAAGUCCUCCGCAGGAUGCAGUACUUUGUAGCCAGGAGAAAAUUUCAGCAAGCGCGGAAGCCGUAUGACGUGCGAGACGUGAUCGAGCAGUAUUCCCAGGGUCACCUCAACAUGAUGGUCCGCAUCAAGGAGCUGCAGAGGAGGCUUGAUGGCACUCUAGGGAAGCCAGGAAUGUUUCUCCCAGGAAAAGGAGAGGAUAAAGAAUACCCAACUAUCGGUGCACGGCUGAUCAGGCUGGAGGAUAAGAUUCAUCAGAUGGACAAGAAGAUGGACUCGGUGCUGCGGAUGCUGAUGGAGCAGUUCAAGCCUAAACCUGAGAUGAUGACCAAACCGUCUUUACGCAGGGUGACGAUCCAGAAGCGCAUGGGUGUAAGCAUCGACGAGGGGCCCUGAUGAUGCAGCAGUGAUGGUCACAUAGCGGUAUGACAAAGGAGUUCACAUAAAACAGCCUAGCACCCUACAUUGGGGCUAGUUUGCACAUUCAAGAGGACUCAGUCUUCCAAAACAAACUUCCCUCUCUUAAAGACUUUCUCAUAGACAUUUAUCCCCAGAAUGAGAACAAUUUUGCUCUAUGGCUUGAGGGCAAAAGAAACCAAGAAAGGGACUCACGCUGAAGAAAAAAGCUCACUGACCUCCUCUUCCUGAUGAUUUUUGGCCUUGUUUUAGGUCUAAAUGUAGCUCUCUUUUCCCUCAGUCUUCCCCUCCAGCAGAGUAACCCAAGCUGCAGCACGCUUCACAAAUUUAUUCCACUAUACAUUAACCCUCAUAAUCACACCACUCUAAUAAUGUUAAUUUAUGUGUGGCCUGUCACUGAGCUGCAUUCCUCCACUCCAAAUAUUAUUCCAAAGCUAACUAACCCAGUAAUGAAGUCGUAAUGCAAUCAAAGCACUCAAGCUCCCCAAAGACGUGAAGAAAAAAUCGGAGAGGCCGCCUGUGGCAGAGGCAUUCCUCAAGGCCUUCUGAUUAUCUUGGCACCAUGCACGCCCAGUACACAACAGGGUUAUUUCCAUAGCCACAUAUCCAACCAGCCUAAAUGUACUUAGGCUGAGGCGGGUGUUUGUUAGUAGUGAUCGAAUAACACAGGGAAGGGUGGAUGAUCUGUUGAUUUUUGCCCUGUGCUAGGCACCGGAAGGCUUGAGUGAAGGAAAUAAGAGGCAAAGAAAUAGGUUUCAGCCAACGUGAUUCUGAUUUAUAUCCAUGUCAAAGCUAAUAAAAAUUGAAAACCUG
Messenger RNA from Cheilinus undulatus (humphead wrasse), 3488 nucleotides. It is a transcript of the gene kcnq1.2, whose product is annotated as potassium voltage-gated channel, KQT-like subfamily, member 1.2. The record is from RefSeq and is a predicted model, not a curated record. Bases 492 to 2654 code for a protein of 720 amino acids. Gene Ontology annotation, molecular function: voltage-gated potassium channel activity. Gene Ontology annotation, cellular component: membrane; voltage-gated potassium channel complex. Gene Ontology annotation, biological process: potassium ion transport; transmembrane transport. The transcript has 20 exons. NCBI's taxonomy places the organism in Eukaryota, Metazoa, Chordata, Actinopteri, Labriformes, Labridae.